AUGAAUACUAAUUUCCAAGUAACUACUUAGACCUUCAAAACUCUGAAUGAACCUCUUUAGAUAAUACCACGACCUUCUCUUUUUACUAAAUUAUUUGUAUCUAAAGACAAUAAAGUUAUCAAAAGAAAAGUUUUUGAAACUAAAAAGGAAUGGCUAACUUGGAAGAAUAAUGUAAACUAGGAACUUCUUAAUUAAAGAAUUCUAUCAUCUAAAUAUCCAGAUAAAAUAUUAACUAUUUUAAAUUAUACUAUUGAAACAAAUAAUCAUCAAAGAAAUCUAUACAUUACGUAUGAUUGUGGACCUGAAGCAUAACCAUUAUUUUAAUAUCUGAAUGAUAACUCUGUUACUUUUUAAGAAUAAGUUAAAAUAUUUGAAUAACUAUUACAAAUUGCUUUAAUUAUGAAUCGAUCUUAAUUUGAGCAUACUAAUCUUAAGCCAAACAAUAUUUUAUAUUAUAAAAAAUAAGUUCUAUUAACAGAUUUUGGCAGUGCAAGAACUCAUUAUUAAAAUUUUCUUAAAGAAUAUACUGCUUAAGCUGAAAAAGAAUGGCAGAAUAAUUUAAUUUUCUUUUAUCCUAAAGAAUAUUAAAAAAUCAUGGAAGAAGAAAAUAUAGACUUUAGAAAUUGGAAAGAAUUCGAUAUCUCUAAUCAAAAAUUUAGAAAAAGUAUUGACACAUGGGCAAUAUCUAUGAUGAUGAUUCAAGUAUUUGAAAAUAAUUAAACUUUACCAAAUAAGAUAACUGAUUAUUAUGGUUUAAACAAUUAAUUGUUACUUCAGAAAAUUCAGAAUCUUAAAUAAUAUUCAGCUGGAAUCUUUUCUUAAGUUAUUUAUUCUUUAUUAAUUGAAAAAUAAGAUCCUGAAAAUGUAUAUCAAACAUUCAUCAAAUAAAAAUAAAUGGUUAAUACUGAAUCAAAUUAAAUGGAAUCAACUUUUACUAUCAAAUAGAUUUUUGAUCAUAAUACAGAUUAUGAUGAUAUAUCUCUUCACUCCUAUAAGCCUGGCAAUUAUUUUCUUAAUAACUAAUAAAUUGAAAAUCUUUAAGGUUAAUUUGAUGAUGAUAUCUCUAGUGUUAAAAGUUCAAAUUUUAUAAUUGAUAUUGUCAAUUAUAAUGAAUAAAAACCUAAAACUAAUUUAACCUUAAUUCCAUAACAACCUCCAAGUCGCAAUUAAUCAGCUACUUCUAGAUAGAAACCAUAAACUUAAAAAUAUGAAUCAACUAAUAUUGAUAAUUCUAAAUAUUUUGACCUUAAUCCUAUUGUAUAAAAUUAAUCUAAUGGAGAUAGGAAGAAACCAACUAUUGUAAUCUCAAAUUAUGAUUUGAUCGCUUAACAUAAUUAAGAAGGAGUUCCUAUUGAUGAAAAUUAAAAUCAUAAUAAAGGUUAACAAUUUAUUCCUAUUUCAUCUUAAUUUCCGUAUCAUACUGAAAACCCUUAAUAAUCAGAUUUUUUAAAGAUGAAACUAUUUUCAGAUGAUGACAAAAUUGAAGAUAUUAACUUAGAUAAAUAAAGAAACAAUAAUUCAGAUAUCCAAUAAUUGUAAAUAAUUUAAUUAUAAUAAUUAAAUGAUGAUGAAUAAGAUUCUCAUAAUUAAUCACCAAGAUUUAAUUAAAAUUAAACUUAAUCAUUUUAAUUUUUAUAAGCAUAAAAGAUAAAUACAAUUUAAGAUAAAAAUAAUGAUACUUCUAGUGGUAUUGUUUCUUUUUCUAAUAGCUAAAACUUUUAAUAUUUAAAUUCAAGAAAUUAAGAUUUAAUAAAUUUAGAUGAUUAAUAAUAAUAAGGUUCAAGCCAAAUUUAAUAAAAUUAAGGAUAACCAUAGAAAUACAAUUCACAUUAAUAAAUUAAUUUAAUUGCAAUAGAUGAUUUUGAAGAGGAAAAUUUUAAAAAUCCUACAGAAAUUCCAAAAAAUUAGGAUUUAUUAUAACCUGAUUAAUAGAAAGUAAGUUUAAAAUAAAUAAAAGAUCAAAAUAUAGAAAGCUAAAUUAUAAAUAGGAACCCUUAAUAAACAAAUUCAUUAAUAAUUAUACCUACAAAUGAAAAUUUACUUUCUUUAAAUGAUGAUGAUAGAAAAUCUAAUAAUAAUGUAAUUUCUUCUUAAAUAAUAAAAGAAGAUGUGAAUGUCAAUAAAUCUUAAAUUUAAUUAAUUCAGCCAUUUGAUGAUAAUAAAAAUAAUCAAAGUCAAAUUAAAAAGGUUGCAGCAGUAGAUCAAUUUUCUUAUAUAGAUUAAGAAAAUCUUGGUUUAUUAAAUAGUUUUAUAGAUUAAGAAUAAGAUAAUUAAAAUAAAAAUAAAAAGUAAUAAUCAUAAAUUAUAUAAAUUGGCUAAAAUGAUGAACAAUAAUAAUUAUUUUCACCUAUUGAGGAUUCAGAUAAUAAUAAUUUAGGUGGGUAAAAUAAAACAAAUCCAUUUUCUAUAUAAAUAAUAAAAAAUAAAUUAAAUGAAGGAGUAAUUUAAUUAGAAGAUGAAGAUUAAAGAAAUAUUUUAGAUUAAUUAAAAUUAAUAUAAAAUGUAUUUAAUAAAUUAGAAUAACAUACAAAUGAUCCAACAGAAAUAUUUGAAGAUGAAGAAGAUAAAGGAAAGAAGAAAGUGUUAAAGUAAGUUGUUAAUGAAAUAGUGAAGCAAAAAGAGAAAGAGAGACUUGAAUUAAUUGAAGAUGUAAAUGAUGGCGUUGGAUUCAUAUUAAAAAAAUAAGAAGUUGAUAAGGUUUAUGAUAAUAAUGAAAUUGAGAAGAAUCCUCAUUUACUUAUUAUAUUAAAUGAAGAUUAAUUAAAAUAACUGAAGGAAAAAGUAAAAGGUAAUUAAAUUAUUACUAAUUAAAUAUAAUAAAUAAUAGAAGUAAAAGAGGCAUUAAAAAAAUUAAAAGAAAAUAAAAAUUUAUAAAAUAUUUUAAAAGAUAAAGACAUUGACUUAUUAAAUGAAGAAGAACUUAAAAUUUAUAAACAUUUGUUAGAAAUAAUUGGAAAAGAUAAAAAAUUUGCUAAGAGAAUAUUACCUUAAUAAACAGCAAUUGAGAAAAGAUAAAAAGAAAUAAAGAAAUUGUAAGAGGAAGAAGGAAAUAAAUAAAAAUUGAUUGAUUUUUUAAAAAAUCCCUCAUUUGAUAAAUUAUUACCUAAUGAAUACCUAAAGAGAUUGAAUGAAGAAGAAAGGUAGAAAUAUAAGGCAGCUCUUGAAGAUUUCAAAUAAAAAGUAAAGCCAAGAUAAAAAUAAUCAAUACAAGAAUAAAUAGAUCUAAUAAAUAAAAUUGACAAUAAUAAUAUAAAAAAUAAACCAUAGAUAAAAAAGAUAGAUGAAGUAGAUGAAGAAGAGAGCACAAAACAAUCUUCAAAAUAUAUUAAUAAUAAUUUUUAAGAUGCAUUUAUGUAGGCAAUAGGAAAAUUGGAGAAAGAUAAUGAUGGUGAUAUUUUAUCAUUGAAUAAAUAUAUAAGACAAUUUCAAUUAACAGGAGGAUCUUAUUAAAUAACAGAUUAAAUACCUUAAGAUUGUUAAAAAUAUUAAUAAUAGAAAAAAAACAGAAAAGUUUUAUAUUUUGAUUAUUAAGGUUCAAAAUAUAAAGGUGAGACAAUUAAUGAUUAGCCGGAUGGAAUGGGAAUAUUGAGAAAGAGAGGAUAUUCUUCAAUUUAUAAGGGUUUUUUUAGAUAAGGUAAAUUUUAUUGGGGAUAGGUUUUGGAAAUGAAUGAUUAAGGAUAAUUGACUUAAUAUGUAGGAUAUUAUCAUUUAGAAUAUUAAGUAAAAAAUGGGGAUGCAAGAUUAAAAUGGUAUUAACCUUAAAGGAUGUAAUGUUGUGGAGGAUAAUAUUUUUUUAAUGAUUAUGAAAUAUAUGAAGGUAAUUUUGUGUUAGGAUUUAUUCAUGGAAAAGGAAAGAAAAGAUAUGAAGAUUUUUCUGAGUAUGAAGGAGACUGGAAGAAGAAUAAGAGAGAAGGAUAAGGUAGAUUAACUUUAAUGAAAAAGGGAGAGAAAACAAUAACAUAUGAAGGAUAAUUUAAAAAUGAUGUUUUAAAUGGUAAAAAUAUUAAAGCUUUUCAUCAUUAUAAGAAUAGACCAGAUUUGGUAAUAGAAGGUGAAUACAGAAAUGGAAAUCCUUUUGGAUAACAUCAGUUAAUAUUUAAUAAUGUAGUUUAAAGAUAAAUUGAUUAUUGA
This is a messenger RNA of Paramecium sonneborni, 4131 nucleotides long. The record is from the annotation of a GenBank genome assembly. NCBI's taxonomy places the organism in Eukaryota, Ciliophora, Oligohymenophorea, Peniculida, Parameciidae.